AUGGCGGACCCGCCGAAUAUAAACAAGAAAUCCGCAGAUGAAAGAACUGUUCGAUUUAAGACUCGAGAAAUGACAGCAGACCGUAUUGCGGCAAAAAUUGAAAAAAUCUUAAAAGAUGGUAAAGAUUUUCGCAAGCCAAGGACAAGGAAAAGAAAAGAAAGCGUCGUAAGAUUUCUUGAUAAUUGUGGAAGACCAAUUCCUGGCCCUGGGAGACGUCGCCGUCAAAAUGGGCAGAGACAACGUCUAGAAACUAGAAAGGGGCAUCCAUUAGAAACUUGCCAUGGUAAAGUACAUUAUUCAUAUGUUUAUUAACGCUCGUGUAACAUAUUGUAUUGUAUAUUGUAACUCAUAUGUGCUACGGUGAGUGGUGUCGUGGUGAAUUGUUUAACUGUAGUUCUAGUAUUAAAAUACAGAAAUAGUAAUACACUGACUCAGUCUGACUGUGACCCACUGACCUAUUAAAACUGUGAUCAUCCAUAUUAUGUAGAUAUACCUGCAAUGGAUGGGGAUAAUUUUGAAACUGAUCCUGAUGAGGCAAAGGGUUUACAAAAUAUUGAGCACACUGAUCAGUCACCAACAGGUACCAGAUCUGUUUAUUAGCAUUUUAUUUAGCAAUUUAUUAGUAUUUUAUUAGUAUUCAAUUUAGCAAAUCAAAUUAAAUAAUAUAUGAAUAUUAAUUACAGUAUUUAAGUCAGUUUGUUUACAUAUCAGCUUGGACAUGUGUUUCAGUGAUGUACAGAUGUAUGUGAUUAGGAAAGAUGUAUAAUUUUAAUAUGUAGAAUUUGUUUAAAGUUCAUCAAAUAAGGACCAACAUUAGUGCUUGGUGUUGUGAGUAGAAAUGGCACAUUGCAUUUUUAAUCCGUACACGGAUGGUGGGGGCUGGUGGUGAGGACCUUCAAAUUUUAAAAUUUUAGACCUUCCCUUUAAUUUCCAGAAGCAAGGUUUUUCAUGGGGGUCCCUUGAAAUGUCCAAGCAAUUCUUGAAAGCUGCCCCCUGGAAAUGCAUUAUUUUUACCCCCUCCCUUGGAAUUUCCGGGCCAUUUGGGAGAUGACAUCCCCUUUGCCUGGAAUUUCCAAGGUCCUCACCCCCCGUUUACGCAUUAAAAUGCAAUGUGGCAACACAGUUAGUAGACGCCAAUAAAGUAUGUGUACGAUCCCUUUUUCCAGAUGAUGAUUUAUCAAUGUUAAUUGAAGAGUGUGAAAAGUUACUCGAAGUGGAGAAAAUCAACAAGCAGCAAAAUAUAUAA
This is a messenger RNA of Paramuricea clavata, 1246 nucleotides long. NCBI's taxonomy places the organism in Eukaryota, Metazoa, Cnidaria, Anthozoa, Malacalcyonacea, Plexauridae. The record is from the annotation of a GenBank genome assembly.